AGUUUAAUACAAACCAGGCUUGCUCGUGGCGGCAAAAAACCAACGUGCUUGAUCUCCCUCCGCCACUCCAUCCAUCUCCUCGCUCCCAGUCCCCGGGAAGCAUGGCGUCCGUCACCGCCCGCGCCCCGGUAGCGGCCCUUCGCCCGUCGUCGGCAUCGCUCAAGUCGUCGUCGGCCUUCCUUGGCCACUCUAGCCGCCUCGGCCGCACCGCGUCUCCCACGAGGCGCAGCCUCAAGGCGGAGGCCAAGGGCGAGUGGCUCCCCGGCCUUCCCUCCCCCUCCUACCUCGACGGCAGCCUGGCGGGUGACAAUGGCUUCGACCCGUUGGGCCUGGCGGAGGACCCCGAGAACCUGCGGUGGUUCGUGCAGGCGGAGCUGGUGAACGGCCGGUGGGCCAUGCUUGGCGUGGCCGGGAUGCUCAUCCCGGAGGUGCUGACCAAAGCCGGGCUGAUCAACGCGCCGCAGUGGUACGACGCCGGCAAGUCGGAGUACUUCGCGUCGUCGUCCACGCUGUUCGUGGUCGAGUUCAUCCUGUUCCACUACGUGGAGAUCCGGCGGUGGCAGGACAUCAAGAACCCCGGCAGCGUCAACCAGGACCCCAUCUUCAAGAGCUACAGCCUGCCGCCGCACGAGUGCGGCUACCCGGGCAGCGUCUUCAACCCGCUCAACUUCGCGCCCACGCUCGAGGCCAAGGAGAAGGAGCUCGCCAACGGGAGGCUGGCGAUGCUGGCGUUCCUGGGCUUCCUGAUCCAGCACAACGUCACCGGCAAGGGGCCCUUCGACAACCUGCUGCAGCACCUGUCUGACCCAUGGCACAACACCAUCAUCCAGACCUUCUCCGGUUGAGUCGAGGUCGAGGAGGGAUACGAUCCAUCGCUGGUGAGCUGAUAUGGACUGGAAGGCAAACAUUGAAACCUUAAGUUCCUUUCUGGAUCAGUUUGUGUGUGUUGUUAAUCUAUCUGGAGGGUACAGAUUCGGGCCGUGUUGCAAUGCAUGCAUGGUCUGAAGGGAGCGAGGGCUGAGGAGUGACUGGUAUGUACAUUAGCUGAAGGGGAUAUUAAGGGUAGAGAUCGUUUGAUCAGUAUCAUCUGUAUAUCCCCAUGCAUGGGGUUUCGUUUUGUGCGCUUACUUCUGGCUUGCCAGCGUAUGGUUCAAUGUGGAAACACAUGUAUUAGUACGAGAACUAGUAGACUUAUAAUUAAUAUAAAUCAAGCACGUACGACUUCUAGCU
Messenger RNA from Zea mays, 1230 nucleotides. RefSeq lists its product as uncharacterized. The record is from RefSeq and is marked validated. NCBI's taxonomy places the organism in Eukaryota, Viridiplantae, Streptophyta, Magnoliopsida, Poales, Poaceae. Gene Ontology annotation, cellular component: membrane. Bases 102 to 845 code for a protein of 247 amino acids. The transcript is spliced from 3 exons. Gene Ontology annotation, biological process: photosynthesis, light harvesting.